AUGAGAAUGAGGCCGGACAGAAGAAUAGAGAGGCUGGUGCUGCUGCCGUUCACCAUGGGAUGCGUCUCGGAAUCCAGCGUCGCCCUCGCCCACCACCACCACCACACAAGAAGAAGAAGAUCAGCAUCAGCAUCUACUGCUGCUGCCCCAACGGACACCACUCGCUCGAAAAGCAGGAGGAGGAGGGAAAUGGAUGACGACGAGGAGAGCUUGUCAAGCACCGAUAGCAGUGACGACUCCAAGAGCAGUACAAGCUCGUCGUCAACAUCUCCCUCCUCCAACAUAUCCGCUCGCUUCCAUCGGAUUCUGCGGACUGUCAAGUCCACCUUCGUGUACAAAGAAGAAGACGAUGGAGAGGAUGAAAUGGAGAUUGGGGUGCCGACGGACGUGAAGCAUGUCACCCACAUUGGCUGGGAUGAUGACGACAUCGUCGGAGCAGCAUCAGCUGCAAUAACAUCGUCGACGAUCACCGCUACAACGAAUGCAGCAACACGUGUCAAUAACCCAACGGAGAUUGAGCAUCAUGAUCGUCAGGUCAGCAGCGGCUGCAGGGACAGCAACAAUCCGAUCACCACCGACGGCCAUUACCAACCUCAUCAGCAACUUCGUCAGCUGCUGAUGUGUCACCAUCAUCGUCGUCCUCGUCCUUCUUCUUAUGAGGAUCAGAUUUGCAUUGAUACCCUAGCUGAAGCCGGUCCAGUACUCCCCCGCCGGCAGCUUUCCGUCAUCUCCCCUUCCUCCGCCUCCACCUGAUUCAUCAUCAUCGCCGCCAUAUUUGUCUGAACAUUUUUCAUUCAUCAUCAUUUACCUAAUGUAAAUAUGUAAACAGUUUUGGAAAGAAGAAUCUUCAGUCAUAUUAAAUCAUAUAUACAACC
Linum tenue is the source of this 875-nucleotide messenger RNA. The record is from the annotation of a GenBank genome assembly. Lineage: Eukaryota; Viridiplantae; Streptophyta; Magnoliopsida; Malpighiales; Linaceae.